Carica papaya (papaya) is the source of this 1536-nucleotide messenger RNA. RefSeq lists its product as uncharacterized. The record is from RefSeq and is a predicted model, not a curated record. Lineage: Eukaryota; Viridiplantae; Streptophyta; Magnoliopsida; Brassicales; Caricaceae.
AUAACACUUGGUUGAAUUCUCGAAAAUUAGAAUGCAUGCCCCUCUAAUUUCUAUAAAACAUCGAAUCUCGUAAAUAUUACCAGGCUUAAUACAUUGAUUGAGACCAUAAAAGUGAUUUCUUCUUGUAGAUUUUGUUAGGUAAAAAGAUUUGUCUCGGUAAUUCAACAGUGAAAAUUCAAUUCCACCAUCACCACCUUCGUCAUCAUCAUCAUCAUUCUUCAUAUUCCAUGCCUUGCUCUCACGCAUUCCUUCAAAAAGCUACAUAAACCCCCCCAUCAGACCAGUCUCUCAUUUCUACCUUCUUCUCUUGUUUACUCCUUUUUGGGUUCAAUUCAUAUUUCGUUAUCUCUAAUGGGUUUCCAUUUGAUUGUUUCAGGAUUCAGGUUAUGGAGGUUAAUUGGGUUCAAUUCCGAUUCUCUCCGAUGGGUUGUUUUGUUUUGGUCUUUCUAGUUACAUUUUCCUUUUUCUUUUCUUGUUUGGAAUGGAAGAAAAUGGGAUUCAAUGGGAAUUGAACUCUGUUAAUUGGUUGUUUUUCUUUCAAAUCAUGGAGGCUUCUUUCAAAUCACUUACCCAUCUCUCAUCUCUAUCAUCAGAUCCUCUUUUCUCUUGUAUAGUCACUCUGUAUAUUCUUCUUCUUCUCUAUUUUCCUCCUCGCAUUUUCUUUUCCAUCAUUUUCUCUCCGGUUCUCACCAUCACCGGACUCCUCUUGCUCUCCCUCCUCCGUCUCGGUGCAACCCAACGGUUCGGAACCCGAACCGACACCAAACGGAACAUCGAACCCAAUCGAGUUAGUGAUACAAGGGGAAUAACAGAACCCGAUACAAAACCCGAUAUAUACCAUUUCUCACUUCCUCAAGACCUUGAAUGGACCGCAUGCAAAACAGAAAAGGAAGGCGAACCCGAUUUGGGAUUUAACCAGUACCCGAUUUUCGAGCAAACAUUCGUUCAGUGGAACGUCAGAGCUCCAUUAGAGGUCAUAUACGAAGUGUACGAAGACGAAGAUGAUGGAGGAGGAGAUUCUUCAAACCCGGAAGAGGAAUUUUCGACCCGGUUUGAGAUUUACCCGUCGUUGUCGCUUUAUUAUCCGGAAACCGAUUCGGAUUCGUCAUCUGACUCGGAUUUUCCGGUUAUCGGAGACUGGACUGCGCCGGAGCGGGUCGGCUUCCAUUGGGAAGACGAAGAUAGAGAAGAGUUAAUCGAGAUAGCGCUCGAUCGCGGAGAUAAGCAUGACACGAAGCAGAGGGAUUUGGAUUUUCAUGGAGAUGAAGAGAAUCUGAUUGAGAUAGACAUAUCUCCGGCGAAGACACCGUAGUUUCCCAGCGAGACGAUUAGGACGGGUUCUAUGUGGAUUAACUUUAAAUGAGUGUGAGUAAUUGAUUAAUUAGUGGGAUUGUUAUAAUUAAUACUAAUUAGUGAGAUUGGAAAGGAGAGAUCUGAGGGUUUUCUAGGGUUUUGGGUUUGGAAUGUUUUGAUGGUUUACCGUUGUACUUCACCGAUGCCAAAGGUACAAUUAAUGACUUUAACAACAAUUAGUGA